Cicer arietinum (chickpea) is the source of this 1848-nucleotide messenger RNA. The record is from RefSeq and is a predicted model, not a curated record. NCBI's taxonomy places the organism in Eukaryota, Viridiplantae, Streptophyta, Magnoliopsida, Fabales, Fabaceae.
UUGAAAAAAAUUUCCAUGAUUAUAUUCCUAAGAAUGCUGAGAUCAAAUUCUGAAAGCAUGAAACAAACUACCUUCAUUUUCGAUGGCAAUCGUGGUAGUGAAUGAGAUGAUAUUUCCUCACUUCAUAAUCCUAAUAAGAACCCUAAAAUUCCUAACACUCAAAUUACUCAUCCCUGAAAUAAUGAAUGUCAAAAUUGUUGAGGCUUUCAUAUAUCUUCUAAGUCAUGCGAUCAAUUACAGAAUAAUUGCAGUAAACCGCUGCAAAUUCUGGGAGAAUAAGUUGUUCAAGGAAGUUGUUAAUGGCGGAGCUUGUGAGUCCACGACAGCUGAACGAUGAGGCACGUAAGAUCUUGCGGUGGUGCUCACAGCCUCACAGAAGAUCCUGCAGACAUAAUAAAAAGCAACUUUUAAGAAGAUGACGAUUAUAACAAAUGUUACUGAGUUUGAAGCAAUUGCAAAGGAAAAGUUGUCCAAGGUGAUUUAUGACUUCUAUGCAUCAGGAGCAGAGGAUCAGUGGUCUAUGAAAGAGAACCGAAACGCAUUCUCAAGGAUUCUGUUCAGGCCACGCAUUCUUAUUGAUGUAAGCAAGAUAGACUUGACAACAACUGUAUUAGGCUUCAAAACAUCCAUGUCUAUCAUGAUUGCUCCUUCGUCCAUGCAUAAGACCGCUCACCCUGAAGGAGAAAUGGCUACUGCAAGAGCAGCAUCAGCAGCUGGCACCAUCUUGACACUAGCCACAAGCUCUACUUACAGUGUUGAGGAGGUUGCUUCAACUGGACCUGGCAUUCGUUUCCUCCAACUCUAUGUGUAUAAAGACAGAAAUAUGACUUCUCAACUUGUGAGAAGAGCUGAAAGUGCUGGUUUCAAAGCAAUUGUCCUUACAGUAGACGCUCCAGUUAUUGGUCGCAGGGAGGCUGACAUAAAAAACAGGUUUACAUUUCCAUCGUAUGUGACAUUGAAGAAUUUUGAAGGCAUGGUUCUUAAAAGGACUAAAGACUCUAAUCACGCCUCCAUUGCUAAUGGCCUAUAUGACCAAUCACUAAACUGGAAGGAUGUAAAAUGGCUUCAAACAAUAACCUCAUUGCCAAUCAUACUGAAGGGUGUACUUACUGCUGAAGAUACUAGGUUAGCUAUACAAGCUGGAGCUUCUGGAAUCAUAGUUUCCAAUCACGGUGCUCGCCAAUUAGACUAUGUCCCUGCAACUAUUAUGGCUUUGGAAGAGGUUGUGCAAGCUGCAGAAGGAAGAGUUCCUAUUUUUAUGGAUGGUGGAGUUCGCCGAGGAACAGAUGUUUUCAAAGCAUUGGCUCUUGGAGCGUCUGGUGUAUUUAUUGGAAGACCUGUGGUGUUUUCAUAAUAUUGGCAGCUGAUGGUGAAGCUGGUGUAAGAAAAGUACUUGAGAUGCUUCAUGAUGAGCUUGAAAUAACCAUGGCACUCUGUGGUUGCCCUUCACUUAAGGACAUAACUCGUGACCAUGUUGUGACAGAGUGGGACUGUCCAAGAAUUGCUCCUAAGUUAUGAGAUAUACCUAUACUCAUGGGGUUUGAGCUCUAGGAAGGGUUAAUAAACAAGUGGAGAUUUCGGAUUCGAACUUAUGUCACCAUGAAAAUUUCCAGCUUAACAAUGUCGGACAUUGCCAAUUGAAUUAAGCUUUAUAGCCAUAUACUAUAUGAAUUUAGUUCUAUAAUAAUAAUAUUGUUCUUAUUAUCUCAUGUAAUAAAAUUUGUAGAAUAAAUUUCUAACUAGACUUAUCUCAUUACAAAUGGUACCAGGUGUUAAGGUUUUUAUCUGGGUCUAAAAUGUAAGGUCAAAAAUUAUGUUUUUAUAAAUUAUGUUUGGACCUUAUCUCUA